Messenger RNA from Ustilago hordei, 462 nucleotides. RefSeq lists its product as uncharacterized. The transcript has a single exon. Gene Ontology annotation, biological process: translation. The record is from RefSeq and is a predicted model, not a curated record. Gene Ontology annotation, molecular function: structural constituent of ribosome. NCBI's taxonomy places the organism in Eukaryota, Fungi, Basidiomycota, Ustilaginomycetes, Ustilaginales, Ustilaginaceae. The coding region runs from base 1 to 462 and encodes 153 amino acids. Gene Ontology annotation, cellular component: ribosome.
AUGCCGCUCCACGCAGACCUCUGCACAAUACUGCAAAACGCCUCCCGAGCACGCCUCCGCUCCAUCCCUAUCGCUUCCACAAAAGACAACCUCUCCAUUCUCUCCAUCCUCCUCCAACACGGCUUCAUCCACAACGUAGUACGAGGUACUCAAACAGGCCCCUCACCCAUCUCAUACACGCAUGCUAGCCCUGCAGCACGCCGAUUUUGGGUCGACUUAAAGUUCAGACCUGACGACCGACCAGUGCUGGAAAAGAUGAACGUUGUUUCCAAGCCUUCGAGAAAGCUGACGAUGGACAAGGACGAGCUGCUUAGGUUUGCAACCGGUAGAAGGGCGAAGUUCGUCAAGCCAUUGGAUAUGGGUGAGAUCGGGAUUGUGGAUUGUGGGGAGAAGGGGUGGUGGGAGGUAAGGGAUGCGAUUAGGAGAGGGUACGGUGGCGAAGUUGUUGCUAGAGUGUCGUAA